UCCUUCAUGAGGGAAGAGGCCAGGGACAGCCAGCCAGCCCCGGCUUCUCUUCUCUUCACUAAUAUUAUUCUGUAUUGCAAACCCGGGAGCCCGAGCAGGGGGCUGCGUCAGUAUUCGUAGGAUGUCCCGUCAUGAAGGCGUGAGCUGUGAUGCAUGUUUAAAAGGCAACUUCCGAGGUCGGCGAUACAAAUGUUUAAUUUGCUACGAUUACGAUCUGUGUGCGUCGUGUUACGAAAGCGGUGCAACUACAACCAGACAUACCACAGAGCAUCCAAUGCAGUGUAUAUUAACCAGAGUGGACUUUGACCUGUACUACGGUGGAGAAGCCUUUUCAGUGGAGCAGCCCCAGGCCUUCACAUGUCCCUACUGUGGCAGGAUGGGCUACACAGAGAUCUCCCUGCAGGAGCAUGUGGCUGCAGAACACACAGAGACCUCCACAGAAGUGAUCUGCCCCAUAUGUGCAGCGCUGCCAGGUGGCGACCCAAAUCAUGUGACAGAUGACUUCGCUGCUCAUCUCACACUUGAACACAGAGCACCCAGAGACCUGGAUGAGUCCAGUGGGGUGCGGCAUGUGAGGAGGAUGUUUCACCCCGGGCGUGGGUUAGGCGGACCGCGAGCUCGCAGGUCUAACAUGCACUUCACCAGCAGCACCACAGGGGGACUCUCCACCAGCCAGAGCUCCUCACAGAGCUCCAGCUACAGCAGAGAGGCCAUGGACCCCAUAGCAGAGCUUCUGUCCCAGUUGUCGGGGGUCCGGCGUUCAGCGGGGGGCCAGCUCAGCUCGGGCCCCUCGGCGUCGCAGCUCCAGCAGCUUCAGAUGCAGCUGCAGUUGGAACGGCAGCAGGCUCAGGCGGCGCGGCAGCAGCUGGAGACGGCCCGGAACGCCACCCGGGGCGGCGGCCGCGCCAACGCCAUCCUCAACACCAACUCAGCUGUCGCAAACCCCAACCCCAGCGCCAACCACAACACCAACCCCAGUCCCAACCCGGGACCACCUGAGCCCAGCACACAGCACACGGCACACAGCUCCCAGUUUCUACUCAGCAGGCUGAGCGAACCGCGGUUAUCCGAGGCUGAGCGGCAGGCGUGCGAGGCCCAGUGGGCGGACCGGAGUCUGUUCGUGACGGAGCUGCUGCUGUCCACGCUGCUGCCCGACGAGGACGCCUCAGCCUCCGAAGACGACGACGAGGGCGACGCCGACAACUGCCACGGCCCGUUGCGGAAUUUUGCCGACUUCCAGGCCAUGGGCUGCGUGGAGGUCAUGACCCUGGACGUGGCGCUGGAGAACCUCAACCUCAAGGAGAUGACCCCGACAAGCAAGACGACGAAAACGACGACUAAAACGGCACCCGCCAAGAAAGAGCCCCCUGCCCCACCGCUUUGAUGACAUCACCAUCCCUCUGGAAAAAGAACCCCCCCAUUGUACCCGACUGACGCCACGUCGGUCCGACUGCCAAUGGAUGACAAAAAAGACUGCAGUUCUUCUUGGCUUUUUGUUUUUUUGUUUUUUUUUUCUCAGUGAUUGUCAUUUCAGCUCUGUCGCUCCCACUCGACCCCAUGUUUAUUACGUUGUGUACAUUGAAUAAAAGUAGUGAGACGAGAGAAUGUGAGCAGAGCGAAGCGUGGUGGGUGCGUGAGAGAAAGACAAAAGACUAUAUAAAUAUAUUAUAGAAAAAUCUAUAUAAAAGUUGAUAAUCAGUUCCACAUAACCCGUGUUUCCUCUAGCAGACGAGCAAGCGUAGUUUAAGAGACGAACACACUCACCCAGAGGAGGACGACGGAGCCCUCCGGUUGGAAACGCUGCUGUGUAUUUAUAGUUACGAAUUAAAAAAAGAAGUGCUUGGAUGGUUUACCACAACUUAAGCAUGAGCUUAAAAUCACCAUGUGCCCAUUUUUAACUGCACAGUCACUAGACGGGGAGGUCUCUCUUUGUUUUUGUUUUUUUGUUUUUUUUCUGUUUCUGUUCAAACACCUGUAACUGUAAAAUCAAAAAAAAAAAAAAAGAAGAAAAAAAGCGGUGCUGUUUGCCCGAUUCGUGGCAUUCCUGCACAAACACCAACAUCCACACAGACUAAUGGAUCGGUUCGGUUCCAUUCAUGUCCACUCUCAACCUCCCCCUUUUGUGUGACAUCACCUGUUUUUUGGGUCAUGUGACCUUGCUUUAUAUCGACUGCGGGCACUUUGGUUUGUGUAUCCAGUGUCCGUUUGUGUACACUACAAGAUGCUCAACAUUAAAAGGCCAUACACGACAACCCGGAGGCAAACGACUAAUGAAUCUUCAGUGUGACCCUAUUCUGGCCUUUUCAUAGAAACAUGGAACAAACACAUCCCUGGUCUUCAUUCUGUUGGGUUUGACUUUCUUUUCUCUUUUUCUGUCUUUCCGAAGACCAGACGCUACUUUGUCAAAGCUUCCUGUGAUCUGACAUUAAUCCUCUCUGUCUUUCUCUCUCUCUUUCUUUCCCUCUCUCUCUUUCCCCCGCUCUCUCUUUCUCUCUCUCUCUCUCUCUUUCUCUCAUUACUCAUGAAUGCAAAGAUUUACUCAACAUGUGACUUGAAGGAGAGAAUCCUGUAUACUCUUUCCAUUAAUUUCUCUCAGUCAAAAUAAAAACAAAAUAAUGAUCUUUGUAUGCCUCCACUGCUACCUGAAGAAAUGCAAUGUAUGUAUUUUUGGCUUCAGUGAACAAGCCAAAAUCACAGGGUAAACCUUUCAGUUUGGAGGACAAUAAAAAUGUUUUGGAUGGAAAUGAACUAACCCAA
Molecule: messenger RNA, 2757 nt
Organism: Sphaeramia orbicularis (orbiculate cardinalfish)
Lineage: Eukaryota; Metazoa; Chordata; Actinopteri; Kurtiformes; Apogonidae
Product: E3 ubiquitin-protein ligase KCMF1-like
Exons: 7
Coding region: 122-1384 (420 amino acids)
Biological process (GO): synaptic signaling
Cellular component (GO): plasma membrane
Molecular function (GO): zinc ion binding
Source: RefSeq, a predicted model, not a curated record